AUGUUAAAACGAGCAAUCAAUUCAGUGAAGCAUACUAAUCUCACUGCAAAGCAGCAGAGCAAAAUCCAAAAAAUUGUUCGUGUUGAUCAGGCAGGCGAGCUUGGAGCCGACUAUAUAUAUGCUGGCCAACAUCUGGUUUUCUCAAAUACAAAGCCAGCUCUGGCGCCAUUGAUUAAACACAUGUGGGAACAAGAAAUCCAUCAUCACAACACAUUUGACUCCAUCCAGACCGAAGGAAGAGUACGACCGUCACUACUAACGCCGGUAUGGAAAGCGGCAGCCUUUGGUUUGGGGGUCGGAACAGCUGCUCUUGGCAAAGAGGCCGCAAUGGCAUGUACUGAGGCAGUCGAGACGGUAAUUGGCGGCCAUUACAACACACAACUACGAUGGCUUCACAAGGAGUUUGCUGAUUCGGACAUAGAAGGCAUCACCGAACUGAAAGAAAUCAUCAAGAACUUCCGGGACGACGAACUAGAACAUCUCGACACCGCAGUUGUCGAGGGUGCCAAACAGGCUGUGCCCUAUUAUCUCCUGACAGAAACAAUCAAAACAGGAUGUCGAGUUGCCAUUUGGAUAGCAGAGCGUGUAUAA
This is a messenger RNA of Sugiyamaella lignohabitans, 591 nucleotides long. RefSeq names its product putative monooxygenase CAT5 (gene CAT5). Gene Ontology annotation, molecular function: 3-demethoxyubiquinol 3-hydroxylase activity. Lineage: Eukaryota; Fungi; Ascomycota; Dipodascomycetes; Dipodascales; Trichomonascaceae. The coding region runs from base 1 to 591 and encodes 196 amino acids. The transcript has a single exon. Gene Ontology annotation, cellular component: mitochondrial inner membrane. The record is from RefSeq and is a predicted model, not a curated record. Gene Ontology annotation, biological process: ubiquinone biosynthetic process.